This is a messenger RNA of Vicia villosa (hairy vetch), 597 nucleotides long. RefSeq lists its product as uncharacterized. NCBI's taxonomy places the organism in Eukaryota, Viridiplantae, Streptophyta, Magnoliopsida, Fabales, Fabaceae. The record is from RefSeq and is a predicted model, not a curated record. The annotation marks the transcript as partial. The transcript has a single exon.
AUGGUGGAAUUAGACAGUGGCGUCGACACCGAGCUGGCUGACAGCGGUGCUGAUGCUGUCUCGGUACAGCAGCGCCUGUUUCUGGUUACUGAGUUGCUGGUCGAGCUUCAACAGCAAGGUCUCCGAGUGCAUGGCAACGGCGAGGAUACUUUCCAUUGGAGUACGGAGGCGAGUGGUAUUUUCACGGUGAGUUCUUGCUACAACCGCUUUAGAGAGAAACUUUCGGGGGCCCCUCUUGAUAAUUCUACGGUUUUAGCUUUAGCCCAAAUUUGGAAAGUUAAUGCCCCCUCGAAAAUCCUUUUAUUCGGAUGGCGGUUUAUUAUCAAUAAACUUGCAACAAAAGACCUUUUGGUCAAAAGGGGAAUUCUAUCGGAAGGUGAUGAUUCUAGAUGUGUUUUUUGUGAUAAGGAGGAUGAGUCGCAACGUCACUUGUUUGAUCUUUGCGAAGUGACUAAAAGGGUGUGGAGGAAAGUCUAUGAUUGGGUUGGCGUUGACACUUGUUUAUCUAGAGACGAGUUUGUGAAUUAUUUUCACUAUUGCCAGAAAAUUAAGUGUGUCAAGACUAGAAUCAUUGGGGCGGUGGUGUGGUUAUCAACG